This is a messenger RNA of Leptosia nina, 1113 nucleotides long. The record is from the annotation of a GenBank genome assembly. Lineage: Eukaryota; Metazoa; Arthropoda; Insecta; Lepidoptera; Pieridae.
AUGUCAGUUCAAACUGUUUUACUGGAUUUCUCUUUAGACGCUGCUCGUGUAGCCGAUGAAAGCGGCCAAAAAGCUGUAUUCGAACAAUUAGUUACAGUGUUGAAAGAGUACCUCCCUAAUCUUAUUUUGGCUGCUGAAAUAAGUAUCGAUGGAGGUUCUGUGAAGAUUUUAACUGCAAAAAAGGGUGUUACAGCGUCGAUAAGAUUGUUCGAUCGCGGCUUGGUCACUGUAAAUAUUGAGUAUUAUAAAGAGGACAACGAAGACCCAUUAAUCAAUUUCAAGUCGGCGAAAGAAUUGGAAAGUCAGCUGAAAAAACAUGUCACAGUGCUUAAAUCUCAGGCAUUACCUCCUUUAAAACGGUGUUUAUUCAACAGAUACCUUCCUUCCUCAGAUGAAAGACUUCUCGAAUAUGACAUUGAUGCAGUUCUAUUCGACGAGCAGUCGCCGUUCCAGAGAGUGUGUAUUGUCCAUUCGAAAACUCUUGGCAAUAUGCUGGUACUGGACGACUUACAGAACAUUUCCGAAGCCGAUUUCGUUUAUACAGAAACGUUGAUGCAGAGAGGAAAGGAAAGCUAUGAAGACAAAGAAAUCGUUAUACUUGGCGGUGGAGACGGAGCCCUGCUAUACGAAUUGCUGAAAGAGAAGCCCCGAUACGUGUGGAUGCUGGAGAUAGACGAGCUCGUGAUAAAGGCUUGCAAUAAACAUCUCUCGUCGAUAUGCGGCGAUGUGCUGGAAAGGCGGCAAGGACCGAACUAUGAGAUAAUCGUCGAAGACUGCAUGUUGACAGUUAAGAAGUUCAUAAAGGAAAACAAGAAGGUGGACUACAUCUUCGGCGACCUGACGGACAUCCCGAUCUCGGACACGCCCUGCGGGGAGCUCUGGGAGUUCAUGAUCAACAUACUUAACUCCGCGUUUAAGAUCCUGAAGCCGACCGGCAAGUUUAUGACGCACGGUAAUGGCGCCACCUCUGCAGAUUCUCUCGAAAUGUAUGAGCAGGUCCUGAUGAAGAUGAAACCUUCAGUCACCUUCUCGAAGACCAAAGCUUUCGUGCCUUCAUUCUACGAGGAAUGGAUCUUCUACCAGAUAGGAUUCAACCAAGCGGACGAUCAAUAA